ACGAAUAGAGGCCUACAGAUUUUGAAUCAGUAUUUACCUUGAACCAGUGUUAGAAUGACUCGCGGCUAAAGCGCUUCAGACAUUUCAAACUUGUGAACGGACGUUACGCUCGCGAGACCGAUUGACAAGAGCUGUCACUCAAGUCGUUACAUGCUAACUAAGUUAGCUAACGUUAGGUUAUCUCAUGUUGGCUAACGUUAGCUGCUAAGUAGGUACAGUGUGCAGUAUGGUGAUCAAUCAUGAGGAGUCACCGGGGGGCUCUCGCGCUGGCCGACCACCGGUCAUCUUCAACCCGGACUUCUUUGUGGAAAAACUCCGCCAUGAGAACCCCGAUGUUUACCUGGAACUGGUGCUGAGUAACAUCACUCGCCUUAUCGAUCUCCCCGGGACAGAGUUUGCACAGCUCCUUGGAGAGGAAGGCCCGAAGACUCCAACGGGGGGCAAUGGUGGCUUCUUUCGCUCCUUCAACUUCCUCAAACGCAAAGAUAAAGGUGUUGUGUUUGGAACCCCACUGACAGAGAGCUGCAUUGCCCAGAUCUACCAGCUCAUCGAGUACCUCAGCAAAAAUCUGCACGUGGAGGGUCUGUUUCGGGUACCAGGGAACAGUGUCCGGCAGCAGACUCUGAAGGACCUCCUCAACAGCGGGGUCGAUGUGGACCUGAAGUCUGGGGACUUCCACCCCAAUGACGUGGCCACGCUGCUCAAGACCUUCCUGGGAGAACUGCCCGAGCCGCUGCUCACACAGAGACACUUCCACGCACACCUCAAGAUAGCCGACAUGACCCUGUUUGACGAGCACGGCAACAAGACCUCGGUACCCAAUAAGGAGCGUCAAAUAGAGGCGCUGCAGCUGCUCUUCCUGCUGCUUCCUCAGGCCAACCGCUCGCUGCUCAAACUGCUGCUGGACCUGCUGUACCACACCGCCAGGCAGCAGGACAAGAACAAGAUGUCCGCCUCCAACCUGGCGCUCAUGUUUGCGCCGCAUGUCGUCUGGCCAAGAAAUAUGACGGCCACUGACCUGAAAGACAAUCUGAAGAAGCUGAACAGCAGCAUGGCCUUCCUCAUCAAGCACUCGCAGAAACUCUUCAGGGCUCCCGUCUACCUGCGGGAAUACGCCCGAGUGCACUUCACUGGGACCAAGACUCUGCAGACCAAGGACGAUCUGGAGCUGCUGGCGGUGAGCAGCUCCCCCGCUCAGCGGGCCGCGUUGCCCCUGAAGAGGACGGCCCUCGGGGCCCUCGGGGCCCCCGGCUCUCAGGAGCAGCACCAAUCACCGGCUCAGCAGUACACCGAGGAGGCGCUGAAGGAGCUCUUCAGACACGUGCACCACAACAUGCCCGACUCCGCCAAGAAGAAGAAACUCGUGCGACAGUUGGUGAAGCAGGCGACCUCAGGGACGCCUGCCGGCGAGGAGCAGCGGGCGGCCCCGGCGCCCGGCAAGAAGCACCCGCGUUCCCGCUCCUUUGGAGGCCUCAUCAAGCGGCGAGCUCGAGGUGAUCAGCUGACAGGGGAGAGGCGGCUGCGCCUCGUCUCCCCCGAUGUGAGCGCGGCAGGAAGCAAACCUGGUAAAGAGAACGUCAACCUGCGAGCGGCGAGCAGCCCGCUGGACGCUCGUGUGUUGGGGAAAGACGGCCUGGUGGUAAAAAACCCCGACUUUACUUUCAAGAAGGACAAAGCGCUGAAGGUUUCCAAGCAGGACUCCCCCUCGGUGACCAGGAUGUGUUUCUCUCCCGCUCAGGAGAUCUCUCUGUAAUCCUGAUUCCUCACUGUGAAAACACACAGCAGCUGUCAGCCGAGCCGACGGCGGGAAACUCGCCGCCGGACGUUCACGUCAACGGCUGCCGACCGUUCAAUAAAUGUGACAUUUUUUUAUGCCGGAGACGAGAAGCAAAACCACUACGACUCAAACGGAACUGAACUGACUGCAUAUGAUUCCCGGUUAGUGAGAAUAUCACUGGGACCAGAAUUCAACGUUCUCCCCUUUAAUAUCUCACCGUAUGAAUUCUGUCUUCUGAUACUUUCGAAUAUUUCUGAUUUUUUUCUUUUUUUUUUCUGUGAAUGUGUGUGAGUCUGAAGGAAAUAUCUAUGUUUAAUAACCUUGAUAUAAGAAAAUCCACAUGUCCUCUCUCACUUUAUGAAAUGAUGCCUCAUAAACAGGAAGUGGUCAUCUCUGGAAACUUGUUUUACUCGCCACUGUCUCGCGACUUUGACCACUAGCUAAACGUAGAGUUUAUUCAUGUUGUGCACGACUUUUUUUAAUCUUUUGUCUUUAUUUGGGGGCUGUGAUGUUGUGCGUUUUUUGUCGUAAUUCCUUUCUCCUGUAGAUCUGCUGAUCCAGAAUCAGAAAGCGGCUCACUUCAUUUUCUUAAAAAAGCUUCGUCUUUGACCUGACGACACAUUUAAUGUAUGGACGAGUUCUUCAGCUGGAUGGUGGAGGAGGUGGGAGGGUUUCCUGUGCUGAUGGUUUCAAUGGAAGUUGUGCUUUGCGAGGCGACACCACAACUACACGCGUUUUGUUUGAGCUACGAUGACGUCAUCGCUGUAGUGUGUCGGGGGGGGGGGGACGAGGAGACGAGGGGUUUGUUGAAGGUGACGAGUGACGUGUGCAGAUGGAGGCUAAGACGCUUCACCCCCUUUUUGUUUUUACUUCUGUUUUCAUGUCCGCGUGGAACCUUUUUUUUUUUUUUAUUCCCCACUGAACCGGACUGAGUUCAUCUCGUUGCCGUUUCCUCUUCAGUCCCCGUUCUUAAGAGACAACUCAGUCGGAUUUGUUUUUGUAUUUAUUGCUGUUUGGGAAAUGUAUUUUUUGUUGUUGUUGUUGGGAGAAUCCACGAGAGAGCGAGAGACUUGAGGAGCAUUGAACCGUUGUUGCUGUUUGUAUGUUACCAUGGAGACGCCUGUUACAUUCUCAUUGUGGAGAUUUUACAUUGAGCUUUUUCUUUCCGUGUCUGUCUCUUGUGUGUCUGUUCGCUGACGAGUCGAGGAGAAACGUCCCUUUGACACUCGACUUCUGUCCGGUUAAAGGUGAUCGGUAAAGUGAUUGUUACUCGACGCACAACUCUUCACGAUGUGUGUGUUUUUGUUAUUGUUUUUCUAUUCUGGUGUAAAAUAAGUUCCCCUUGUACAGUACAUUGGUUUCCUUGGCUAACCUUCCGCUUUGGAUUAAAACGUUUUGUUUUCCUACAGAAAGUCCGUUGUGUUAUAGUUGCGUGUUUCCCUGCACCAAAGCAGCGCUCCUGUUCGCCCCCCAGGGGGCGCCAUCAUGAAGUUAGUAGGGCUGUUGCUCCAGUCAGCUUCCCCCCCUAGAACUUCAUAUCCUCUUUUAUUAGCACCAAUAAGAUGAGAACCCCCCCCUCCCUCCCUUCAGAGGUCAGAGGUCAGUCAGGGAUUCCUCAGGGCUCUCACAUGGAUCCCAGGUAGAAGUUAUGUGAGGUUGUUUUUUAAUCCGGGAUUCAUCUUUAGUCCUUUUAGAGUUUCUUUACUAAAUAAAUUGAAUAAACGUAA
Messenger RNA from Gasterosteus aculeatus aculeatus (three-spined stickleback), 3504 nucleotides. The record is from RefSeq and is a predicted model, not a curated record. NCBI's taxonomy places the organism in Eukaryota, Metazoa, Chordata, Actinopteri, Perciformes, Gasterosteidae.